Molecule: messenger RNA, 768 nt
Organism: Plasmopara halstedii
Lineage: Eukaryota; Oomycota; Peronosporomycetes; Peronosporales; Peronosporaceae
Product: calcineurin b-like protein 1 isoform 1
Exons: 4
Coding region: 1-768 (255 amino acids)
Biological process (GO): calcium-mediated signaling
Molecular function (GO): calcium ion binding; kinase binding
Source: RefSeq, a predicted model, not a curated record
AUGGGCAGUAAGCAAGCUAAGCAGACGCCUCCUUCUUCUUCAAGCACCUCGCGUAGUAACCCGCCGAGUGCGUCAUCAAACUUUGACCCCCCUGCAGCUGUCUCAUCAAAUUCUUCACACUCGAGGUCGGUACCGCCCCCACUUCCUGCACAAUCACUGCUGGAGACGAAGUUGGCCGAGGUGGAAGUAUCUGCAGUUUUCUCGCAGCCCGAGCUGCUGAUUAUCCGCAAGCAUUUGGCGGCGGUACUAGACCAGCACGAGAAUGAUGCUGUUGUGAUACCAAAAGAUGAAUUUUUCCGAUUUUUGGCGGGAGGAGACGGCAGCACCUCCAGCCUUUAUGUCAACCGUCUCUAUGCAAUCUUUGACAUGACCAAGAAAGGACAUGUAACAUUUGAAGACUUGAUGAAAGGGUUGUCCCUGCUGAGUCAGAAGGCGACACGAGAGCAGAAAUUGAUGCUUUCCUUUUACCUACUUGAUCCCGAGGGCACGGGUUUCAUCACUAAAAAGAUGACGACGGAAUUACUGCGCUCUUGUCUUGCAGAGUGCAAUGAGCUGGAAAUUUCGUUGUCUGAAAAAGAACUGGCCUACAUUGUGGACAAUACCUUUUUGGACGCCGACCUUGACCGUAACGGGGUGAUUGAUUUAAAUGAGUAUCAGGCUCUCGACGCAAAACAUCCGGGUCUUUUCGAUUUUCUCACAGUAGACGCGUUUGGUGUGCUCAGCCACCUCGAAAAAGUUCACAGCAUGAGUAUUACAGUCCCUCAGUAA